This is a messenger RNA of Chelonus insularis, 744 nucleotides long. RefSeq names its product ATP synthase, delta subunit (gene ATPsyndelta). The coding region runs from base 107 to 589 and encodes 160 amino acids. The record is from RefSeq and is a predicted model, not a curated record. Gene Ontology annotation, biological process: proton motive force-driven ATP synthesis. Gene Ontology annotation, molecular function: proton-transporting ATP synthase activity, rotational mechanism. Lineage: Eukaryota; Metazoa; Arthropoda; Insecta; Hymenoptera; Braconidae. The transcript is spliced from 4 exons.
GAUUUUUUAAAUAAAGAGGUCUCUGUUCAAUUCUUGCAAAUUUGGACUUCUUGCAAAUUUAGGACGUUAUAUUUGUUAUAAAAUCAGGAAAAACUAAAAAAUAAAUAUGGCAACAUUAGCUCGAUGCACUCGAUCAGUAAUGCGAACACUUCGUAACCAAACACGAUCAUAUGCUGAGGCAUCAGGAAAUGAAAUGAAAUUCACGUUUGCUGGAGCUAAUCAGGUGUAUUAUGAUAAUGCUAAUGUUCGUCAAGUAGAUGUACCGUCUUUCUCUGGUUCAUUUGGUAUUUUACCAAAACAUGUUCCUACAUUAGCUGUUUUAAAACCUGGAGUAGUAACAGUAUAUGAAGAUGCAACUAAUACAAAAAAGGUGUUUGUAUCAUCUGGAACCGUGACCAUCAAUGAAGAUUCCAGUGUUCAGGUUUUGGCUGAAGAGGCUCAUCCGGUAGAAAAUUUAGAUAAUUCUGCAGCCCGAGAAUUAUUAAGCAAAGCUCAACAACAACUCACAUCAGCAUCGUCUGAAAAAGAUAAAGCUGAAGCUGCUAUUGCUGUUGAAGUUGCUGAAGCAUUAGUACAGGCUUCAUCUUGAACCAUUAAAAAUCAUAAUAAGAGCAUAAAUUAAUUGGAAGAUCAUCAUUUGUCUAAAUAUUAGAGAUAGAGAUGUUAGAUAUUAUCUAUUAUAAUAUUUCAUCGUUGUUAUAUCGUGUAAUAAUAAUAACAAUAAUAAUAACGUUCAAAAAUUAA